GUCGGUCGGUUGUUGUUGUCAACUUGCAGACGCGCCUCGCCUCGUCUGUGUCGAUCGUGUGGUCGUAGUUGAUAGUCGCUUAUUUACGUGCUGUAGAAACCGGUGCGAUCGCGUGUUAUAACCAAUUGAUGUGCUUCUCCCCGCAAAGGGUAUAAGGCCAAAAUCAUACAUUUACAACUCAUUGAAGAUCGUCAUUACGUUCGGUUCUCUUCGAAUCCGCUACUUCUUGGGUCAUCAAGGAACUGCUUCCUUCCUGGGGUGUGGGUGAUAGUUGCUUGUUGUUUUGUGCUUACAGUGUGUUUUAUUGUGUGUGCUUUACAGUGCAUUCGUGCUCUAUCGUUAUCGGUCACUUAUCAGCAUCUUCCAUAUCCUGUGUCUCGCUGGCUGUGGUGUGUCGCACAUAGAACCAAAUGCGAAUCCCAUAGGAAAUACGUGACAUGUCCGUUUUGUGACCAUUUCCUCGCAGUGUGUUAUUAAUGUUUAGAAGCGGAAAAAAUAUUUAAUUGUUUGUUUAGUUUAUUGAAACAGACGAAAGAGAGUAGGGUAAUAUAGCUUCCCGCCCCGUCAAGUGUGGGGAAUGCCGAUCAAUGAUGUGAGCUGGUUCAGCGUGUGCUAUGAAUAAUAAUAAUUGAUAGACUCUUGGCCUGUUUUUUUGUGUGGUGGUUUUGUGUUUCACCAAUAUUUAUGUAAAACGAGCAAGUUAACGCCAUUUAGACGUGAAAAUCUUCAUCACUGACAUUCACGAUUUCUGUUCGUUAGCUUCCACCGUGUUUAUUAGCGUAUAUAGCGGAGUGACUUAAUCACCCGUCUUAGGACGUCGCUGGAAAAUGAUUUACGCUUCGGUUUGUGCUUCUGCGUCGCAACAUGGUGUUGGUGCUUAUCUAUAGCGAAAAAUAACGCUGGCUGGCUGUAACCCGAGACAAACAGUUUCGAGUGGAGAAAAGAAAAGAAAUAUCGCACAUCAAGUGAUAAAAGACAGGAUUCCUUAUCAGUGGAAAAAUACAAAUAAUUUCAGUUCGCCUUCGGUGCUGCUAGUGGUCGUUACUGUGGCAGACGGUUGUUUGCGUUCGUAUAGUCAUCGAUAUAGGUUGCUUGCAGUGCUAAAUUUGGAAUUCGCGAGUCGCAAAGUGAAGAACACACCUCAAUCGUCCGCAUCCGAUGCUACAGUGAAACGAGUUUAAUACUCAGUUUAGGCCAUAAAAAUCUUGUGUAGUGCAUUCGUUACACAUAUCGAUAGCUAAAAAAUGAAACAAGUCUAAAGUUAGUUAAAACUUUCUGUUUUGUACCGAUUAUAUAAACGAAGCGGUAAAAUUGCAACCAUCAAGGUGCCAACGAAACCUUUUUUGCUAUUUUUUGAUAAAAAAAAUCAAACUGCGUUAUUUCGAGCGGUCACAACGAAACUGAACCGCUUCAGCCACUAGAGCCUAAAGGAGAAAGUUGUGUGAUAAUUAAGCCAAGGAAAAGAGCGGAUUAUAUUAACUAGGAAGAAACAUAAGUUCAACACACCGGCUAUUCGCGGACUACACCUUCGUGAAAGGAAAAGAGAAAAGGUAAGGAAAGACUGACAACAAAAUGACAAUGGGAAACAUGCGACCGCUGAAGAUAACCACAGUCGGCGAUGGAAUGGUCGGAAAAACGUGCAUGCUAAUUACCUACACUCAGAACGAAUUCCCUAGCGAAUAUGUGCCAACAGUGUUCGACAACCACGCCUGCAAUAUUUCGGUGGAUGAGAAGGAGUACGCGCUAACGCUAUGGGAUACAGCCGGACAGGAGGACUACGAAAGAUUGCGACCACUCAGUUACCCAAACACCGAUUGUUUUCUUAUAUGCUACUCCAUAUCGAGUAAAACAUCUUUCGAUAACGUGCUUUCAAAGUGGUACCCCGAGAUAAGACACUUCGCACCGACUGUUCCAAUUGUGCUUGUUGGUACCAAAAGUGACCUCCGAGUGCAUGGGUCGGAAAAAUUUGUCACCACGAUCGAAGGCAAAAAGCUGAAGCACAAAAUCAAAGCCUACUCACUGGUGGAAUGUUCCGCGAAAAAGAAACUCAAUCUCGGUGACGUGUUCGACGAAGCCGUCCGGGCGGUAGAAAAGAAACCCCAUCACAAACCACGUGUCUGCACGAUACUUUAGUUACCGUGGGUUUUUUUGGAGAUUUGAUAUCGCUAUAGCGCUAAACACCGUUAGGCAAGGGCCAGUGAUGUUAGGUAGAUGUUCUACUUAAAAUAUUUAACCGUAGAAAAACGACUCAGAAACCAUGUUCUUCUCAGCCUGUUUAUCUAUAUUAGACAAAUGUAAACUUUGGCCUUAUGGAAACUGUCAUUGACGCGAAAGUAGUAAACAGAAUGGUCAAAAAUAGUAUUCAGUACUGUUUAGCAAAUUAGAGUUAUUAUUUUCACAGCGUUAAAGCUAUUACGCUUUUCUGGAAAUCGUCCUAUUUACCUACAAUUUAUGCGUGGACAGUUUUUUUUUCGCGGUGUUGUUGUUUGUAGAAUAGUUAUCUAAAACAUGCAGCAAAAAUUUUAAAAUUGAAUCGGUUAGCAGAACUAUGAAAUAAAUUUCUCCGUCCAAUAAGGGUGACCAAUGUGAUACACGAACAUAUAUGUUCUUGUACGCAGUUCGAUUAAUAAAUUUCAUAAGGAAUUGCGACAGAUCUGACUGAAAACUUUAAUUUUUCUGGAUUUAAUUCGAAUUCAUCCUGAAUAUUUAAAAAUUAUUGGAAGGAGCUACUAGUGUUCUUUAACCAUUUAGCAGACUAAAUAUACCUAUAGAAAAGUUCAGGACAAACCGUCAGAUACGAGAACAGUUCACGGAUCCUAUUUCUACCGUCACUUGAGUCACUGUUACCUCACAAAACAUAGGGUUGCCACCUCUCCGACUCCGGUUUUUGGAGACGAUCUCCGGGUUUUAUAUCAAUUUUUCCGGGUCUGUUGACACGAUGAACAAUUUUAACUGGUUUAUUACAAACGCGUUUUUCCGAUGUAAAGGUUGGCUGCACUGACAUCGGUCCUUAACUGUUGGUCAGGGAGAAAAGCCUUUCUUAGCGACUGUGAUGUCGAAUAACCGAAUAUUUGGGCCCAGAGAAUAAAGCCAGAAUCAACGCAGUGUGCUUCCCAGGCGAUGCUGAUUUCCUGCCUGCUUCACUCUACUUCUAGUGUUAGCUGUGGCAGAAGGCAAUCCUUGUUCAACUUAUCCUCCACAGCGAGAGUGACUGAUGCUUUUGGAUUUUUCGUGAUUAGCCGAGUAAGUGAAAUUUCCACACCUAUCUAAAUCGAAAAAAACCGGAUUCAAACGCGAAAAACUUACAGUCGAAUGAGAAAAACUCAGAAUAGUGGUAAGCAUUAUGCUUUGCCAAACAAAGCACUACGCGGUGAGUGUGAGUCAAUUUUGGUAAUUGAUACCUCGACGAGUCACACGAAAACAAUAAAAGAGUUUGCAUCUGUCUUAUUUAAGAAGGUAGAUCUGGUUUCAACGUAUACUCGUGUUUCUAUAAAAACCUAUCUCAGGUCAGUAAAAAUCUCCGGGUGAAAGCAUAACUGGAGGUGGCAACCUUUAAGGUUGCACAGAGAAUGCGCAAAAUUUGCAAACGAAAAAAGCAGUUUUUUUCCACACCGUAUGUCAGAUCUUCAUAAAAAUCAAUCAGCGUAUGUAGAAUGUUGUUACAGUACUUAUUCCAUGAGGCACUUUAGGUGAGGUGGAUGUUGUCUGCUAAAUGCAAAUUUUCAAAUAUUCGAAGUUCGUGAAUGAACAUACAUAAUUUUUACCUGCUCUCCUCUUCAAUAUUCAGUGAGGUAACCGAAAACAUCCAAAUGUUUGUUUGAUAAUUUACUGGUGGGCCCUUCCUUUCGUAAACGGAAAGCCCCGUGCCCAGUUGCCUUUCGUUGCGUUGAUUUUCCCUGGGGAGCUAAACUCGGAUUAAUCCCCGAAUUCAUGCACAUAUAGAGUUACCACUUCUCCGGGUUAGACCUGCAUACUGCAAAAUCUGUUUUUCUUUAUCAAUACAUUUUCAUUGUGUGUAAUUAGAAUAUUGCAGUUAUUUCGUAGAAAUGAAUAGAAACCUCUUUCCUUCACAAAUGCAAGAUGCAUUGCCAUUUGGAUGCAGCGCUUCUAUUUCGCAACGUUUGGGAUAUUGUAAAAAUACCUUUACGUUAACUUUUUAAUUGAACAAACAAUUGAUAACUUUACUAAAUUACGAAGUACAUUUUCAAUGACAGUUUCCGCAAAUAACAACCCAACAAAUACCUAUUUUCAUAUCUAUUUACUAGUCAUAUUGAUUUCGAUGUAAAACUUAAAAAUGUAGCCAGGGACCCAUUGAAUCAGAUAAUACAAGUUAUAGUAUUUAUGAACUAUCUUUGAACACGGCUUAUAUUAUUAACUUCUUCGUUAGCAUAAGGCCUCCAUUAUGUUAUAAUAUUUUGAAUUAUUUUAGUAAGUGGACUAUGUAUCACUGAUGUCAGAUUCAAUGUGUAAUUUAAAGUUAUAUAAAUAUUUUGCGAGUAUUGUAUAUCA
Topomyia yanbarensis is the source of this 4509-nucleotide messenger RNA. It is a transcript of the gene RhoL, whose product is annotated as ras-like GTP-binding protein RhoL. Gene Ontology annotation, molecular function: GTP binding; GTPase activity. The coding region runs from base 1573 to 2133 and encodes 186 amino acids. Lineage: Eukaryota; Metazoa; Arthropoda; Insecta; Diptera; Culicidae. The record is from RefSeq and is a predicted model, not a curated record. The transcript has 4 exons. Gene Ontology annotation, biological process: small GTPase-mediated signal transduction.